Messenger RNA from Phycomyces blakesleeanus NRRL 1555(-), 1571 nucleotides. RefSeq lists its product as hypothetical. Bases 22 to 1341 code for a protein of 439 amino acids. The transcript has 4 exons. The record is from RefSeq and is a predicted model, not a curated record. Lineage: Eukaryota; Fungi; Mucoromycota; Mucoromycetes; Mucorales; Phycomycetaceae. Gene Ontology annotation, molecular function: pyridoxal phosphate binding; transaminase activity; identical protein binding.
CGAACUCUUUUCUCAUUUAUAAUGUCUAUCGCAGCAAAGCUCGCUCAAUUCGGUAAACAGCACAUCGCCAGAGGUAUCGGACGCAGUACCGAACUCGUUAUUUCCAAAGGAAAGGGUACCUAUGUCUGGUGUGUCGAAGGCAAGAAGUACCUUGAUCUUACCACUGGUAUUGGAGUCACCAACACAGGCCACUGCCACCCUACCGUUGUCAAGGCUGUUCAGGAACAGGCUGCAAACCUGUCCCAUGGACAGGUCAACAUCUUUUUCCAAAAGCCAAUGCUUGACCUCAUCGAAGGUCUCAAGAACAGAAUGCCCUCCCCCAAGCUUGACACCUUCUUCUUCUGGAACUCUGGUUCCGAGGCUGUAGAGGCUGCAAUCAAGUUGGCCAGACAGGCCACUAAGAAACAGAACAUCAUUGUGUUCCAGGGUUCGUACCACGGUCGUACCUUUGGUACCAUGGCCCUCACCACCUCCAAGACCACUUACUCUGCCGGUUUUGGUCCCCUGAUGCCUGGUGUUCAUGUGGCACCUUACCCAUACUUCCAGCAGUGGGCUGCACACAAGGCUGACCCCACAAAGUUCACUCCUGAGUGGUGCGGUGAAGAGGCUCUCCGUCAGUUGGAAAUCCUCCUCAAGCAGCGUACUUCUCCUGAGGACACCGCCGCCAUUCUUAUUGAGCCCAUCCAGGGAGAAGGUGGCUAUGUUGUUCCUCCCAAGGGCUACAUGAAGGGUCUUCGCGCUUUGUGCGAUAAGCAUAACAUUUUGUUGAUUUGUGAUGAAGUACAGUCCGGUUUCGGACGUACCGGCAAGAUGUUUGCUGUUGAGCACACUGGUGUGGUUCCUGAUAUUUUGGUUAUGGCCAAGGGUAUUGCUUCUGGCUACCCUCUUUCCGGUAUUGUUGCCAACAAAGCUUUGAUGGAUCUCCAGCCCCCAGGAUCUAUGGGUGGAACCUACUCCGGUAACGCAAUUUCUUGUGCCGCCGCCAAUGCCACUCUUCGCGUAUUCGAUGAUGAGAAGCUUUUGGAGAACUGCAAUGCUAGAUCUGAGCAAUUUUUCUCGGCUUUGCGCGCAAAGAUUCCCGCUGCCCUUCCCAAGGGCGUCACUGUUGACGUUCGCGGUGAGGGUUUGAUGAUUGGUAUCGAGUUUAUGGGUGUUCCUUAUGGAUUUGCCAACUCAGUCGCCCAGGAGGCCCUAAAGCUUGACACAAUUGUCUUGACCACCUCAAUCUACGAGACUCUCCGCCUUAUUCCCCCACUCAACAUCACCAAGGAAGAGACUGACUUGGCCAUUGACCGUGUCGUUAACUCUAUUGCCGCUGCUUCCAAGGCUGUCAAGGCUUAAGAAAAAACAAGCACACAAAUAAUUCUCAUCUUUAUCUCUCAAAGUGAUUCUUUUUGCCCUAUAUAUCUACCUAUAGUUAUCUAUUACUCUAUCCUGUACAUUGUGUUUUCUCAACAUCUUUAUAAAAAACGCUUUCUUUAGAAUAUCUUGAUUUGCAGCAAGGGUCUUUAUAAAAAAAAGUAUAGAUAUUAAACAUGAAAAUAAACACCCAAUACCAUUGCCAGCCAACC